Danio rerio (zebrafish) is the source of this 1837-nucleotide messenger RNA. The record is from RefSeq and is a predicted model, not a curated record. NCBI's taxonomy places the organism in Eukaryota, Metazoa, Chordata, Actinopteri, Cypriniformes, Danionidae.
AUAUCUGUAUGUAUGUUAAGAUUUAGUUUUUAACAUUAAAAUUACUAUUUAACCCCAACGCUUUAAAAUAAAGUGAAAUAGUUCAAAUCCCCCGCCUGUUCUGCAGAGAUGGUACGUUCCAUUGAUGGCUCAUCGUCAUAUGAUCGAGUCAACAUAAAUACUGUAGUAGCACUGUCAGGUCUGUGAAUUACAGCAUCUAAGAAGAGCAGACUUCAUUCAAUCUCUCCACUGAAUAACUAAAAAUCGCUGCAAUGGCAACUAAAAAAGUUGGAGGUCAAUCGGAGGAAAAACAGGCCACUCCUGAGGUGCAGAAGAUCUGCGAUGAGGUCAAGCAUCAAGCAGAAGAAAAGGCUGGAAAGAAGUUCACUGCUUUCACUGCCAUUCUGUUCACCACACAGGUCGUGGCCGGGACCAACUAUUUCAUCAAGGUCAAUGUGGGAGGAGAUCAGUUUAUUCAUCUGAGAGUUCACAAACCGCUUCCUCACGCUGGAGAUAAAGUACAGCUGCAAGGCAUUCAGGUGUCGAAAAGUUGUCAAGACCCCAUCCAUUACUUCUAAACAAACCCUCAUUGGUGGAUCUUAAAGCGACAGUGCACCCAAAAUAUGAAUCCCUCUAUUUAUACACUAUUUACAGUAUUACUAUUUACUCUAUUAGUACACUUUUUACAGUAUUUACUAUGUACACUCAAGUGUCUCCAAACCUUUAUAAGUUUAUUUCUUCUGUUGUAUGCUAAAGAAGGUAGUUUGAAGAAUGCUUAAAACCUGUAACCAUCGACUUCCAUAGUAGGCAAAAUAAAUACUAUGAGUUUCUUUCACCUGUUAAAUGCUAAAGAAGGUCAUUUAAAGAAUGCUUAAAACCUGUAACCUUAAUGCUUAAAAGAAUGCUUAAAACCUGCAACCAUUAACUUUCAUUGCUGGAAAAAUAAAUAAUAUGAGUUUCUUUCAUCUGUUAAACUCUAAACAAGAUAGUUUGAAGAAUGCUGUAAACCUGUAACCAUUGACUGCCUUAGUAGAAAAAAAAUAAUACUAUGAGUUUCUUUCAUCUGUUAACGCAAAAGAAGAUAGCUUGAAGACUGCUGAAAACCUGUAACCAUUGACUUCCAUAGUAGAAAAAUAAAUACUAUGAGUUUCCUUCAUUUGUUAGCGCAAAAAAAGAUAGCUUGAAGAAUGCUGAAAACCUGUAACCAUUGACUUCCAUUGUGGGAAAACAAAUACUAUGAGUUACUUUCAUCUGUUAAACUCUAAACAAGAUAGUUUGAAGAAUGCUGAAAACCUGUAACCAUUGACUUCCAUUGUGGGAAUACAAAUACUGUGGGCUUCUUUCAUCUGUUAAACGCAAAAGAUGGUUUGAAGAAUGCUUAAAAGCUGUAACCAUUGACUUUCUAUAUAGGACAAACAAAUACUGUAACCAUCAACUUCCAUAGUUGGAAAAACAAAUACUAUGAUAGUCAAUGGUUACCGGUUUCCAAUAUUCUUCUGUAAAUCCUUCUUUGAUGAGUAAAUAAUGACAGAAUUUUUGGGUGAACUGUCUCUUUAAAUGUUUCUCAUUCAUGCACACCAACAUGCCAUACAGUAUGAGGAGUUUGUUUAUAUGUGUGAUAUACUCUUAACUAAUGCUGUUACAAAACCUUUAUUAAAUUCUGCAAUGUUAAAAUGAAGCAAUUCAUUUGAGUUUUCCAGUGCCUGUACUGUACAGUCGAUGAGUUUUCUAAAACCAGCACGUCACAUGCUCAGAUGCUGCACUGUGGUGAAACAAUUGCACACGAAUAUGACUCAUCAUUCCAAAAUCUGUUUUAUAAAUGCCUCUUCUAAAAUAAAGGGAAAUGGAUUUGACAAUC